Molecule: messenger RNA, 869 nt
Organism: Danio rerio (zebrafish)
Lineage: Eukaryota; Metazoa; Chordata; Actinopteri; Cypriniformes; Danionidae
Source: RefSeq, a predicted model, not a curated record
UUUGGGACAGCGACCUUGCUUCAGUACUACUACUGUUGCAUCUGAUUCCACCAUCUGCUCAAGGCCGGAAGAGACCAGGGAAAGUUUCUGCUUCUCAAGCAGAAAAUCAUCUUGUUGUCUUCAAGAAGAGUGGAACAAACAUUGAGGAGCAGCUGCAAGACAUCUCUGCGAGCGCUCAGCCCUAUCUCCUGGCUGUAGGUCCUCAGAAGGAUUCAAUUCACCAGUUCUUCAUCAUCCUUGAUCAGCAUGCCAUUCCAUGCAAGUCCACCUCUUCUCUUGGUGCCUUUGAUGAACUGUUUAAGGCACAUUAUGUUUUUGGCACCUCUUACAACACCAUGCUGCACAACAUGUACACUUUCAUUCAAACCACUGUGUACAACAUAGAUGUUGGGAAAGUGAAAGAAAGUCCUCGUGUUGCUGAGGUUAGGGCAAGGCUGCUUAACUAGGUGCCUAAAGUUCCAGUGCACUCAUGAAGUGUUUUGUUUGUGAGACUGAAUUAAAUGGUUCAAAAAUGCUUGUUAGGCACUUCAGAUUUGUUCAUGGUUUGGUUCCUGGAAAGAGCCUUCGACUUAAAUGUGUAGAGGCAGGAUGCGGUUCUGAGUUUGGUACCUUCUCAGGUUUUAGAAAACAUUUGAAUAUAAAACAUCCUGAACAAUGUGAACAGAGUUGUGACCCUAGUGGCAUCUGUGAGGCAGAGGAAGAAAGUAGUGCUGCAAUGUUUCACCAGAGUGACAGUGCUGAAGAUGUGGCCACAACAUCUGUAAUGUUAAAGUCUAAUAAGAACACUUUAGAUAUGUGUGCGUCUGCUGUUGCACAACUGAAAGUUGCUGGUUUAAGUCAGUCUGCAAUAAAUGGUUUUGUUUCAUCUA